Nerophis lumbriciformis (worm pipefish) is the source of this 612-nucleotide messenger RNA. Lineage: Eukaryota; Metazoa; Chordata; Actinopteri; Syngnathiformes; Syngnathidae. The record is from RefSeq and is a predicted model, not a curated record.
AUGCUACUGAUGGUGCUGGGAGGCCUCCUGGUGCUCUUCUGCACUGUGGACGUGUGGUACUUUCUUCGGGGGGUGCAAGUGUUGAUCCAGACCCUGUUCCAGCCGCGAAUAGGGGACGUACUGGCAGAGCAGCGAGUGGACGGCGUGGUCCUCCCGCACGACGUGGACUUCAAGGGCCAUAUGAACAACUCUCGAUACUUGCGCGAGUGUGACUUUGCCCGCUUUCACCACUACGUGCGCAACGGGCUCUUCAUUGCCCUGUGUAGAAUGGGGGCCAAGAUGGUGGUGGGGGCCUCCACCAUCCGCUACCGGCGCUCUUUAGCAUUCGGCGAGACGUUCGAGAUCCACACCAGAGUGCUGGGCUGGGACGACAAGGCUUUUUACUUGGAGCAGCGCUUCGUGUCCAAGAAGGACGGCUUCGUGUCAGCCGUGUUGCUCUGUCGGCAGAACGUGGUGCACAGCAGCCCUGAGAAGAUCGUCGAGUUUGUCUGCAAAAAGAAGAUUGAAUGUCCUCCGCUGGGCGAAGACGUGAAGCACUGGAUCAACUUUAUUUCAGCCAACAGCCGAGCGCUGAGGGCUGAGAGCGGACUGGAGCAGAAGAAAGAGCAGUGA